Messenger RNA from Marchantia polymorpha subsp. ruderalis, 3525 nucleotides. NCBI's taxonomy places the organism in Eukaryota, Viridiplantae, Streptophyta, Marchantiopsida, Marchantiales, Marchantiaceae. The record is from the annotation of a GenBank genome assembly.
CUUGCUCUGCAGGUCUCUCUGGCCCCUUCCUUCCUUCCUUCCUUCCUUCCUUCCUUCGAGAAUUCCCGAAGCCUCCGAUGCCAUGGACGUCGAGGGCUCAAGAAUUCUCUCGUCCUCGAAGAAGGAUGAGAGGAUCGUCCUGCAGCCGCCGAGCUCCCUCUCGAUUGAUCGAUGGAAGGCUCGAUGGAGGAGGACGUGGCUGGCUGGAGUCGUGCACGCAUCGCCGAGAGCCUUUCUUUUGCUUGGCUCGGGGUGGGAAGAAUGGCGCGAGGCCUUCGUGCGGGGGAAGCGCUUUGGGUCGUCGGGCGUGACGUGAUCUUUUCUUUUCUGCUGGACUUUCAUGCAGUCCACACGUUCGGCCGCAGCUUAUCUGACACAGUGUGCCUCCCGAUCCUCACCAUGCACGACGACGACGACGACGAGCGUGGUCGCCAUUCGGACCAGCCCCGAGCCCAACAUUCGCUGGAUUCGCUGGAUUCGCAGAUUUCGCUCGCUCGUCAUUCCAUCCUCCGCUCACUGCAAGAGGCCAAAUUCUGCCAACUCGAGUCGACUUGACUCAGACUCGAAUCGAUCAUCGCUCGAGGCUUCCUUGAUUUUGGAAUCUGCUUUCUUGUUCUCGAGUCACCGAAUUCAUGGCAUCUCGAUCCCGAUCGUCUGCUCACAGCCACUUAGCCCUCGUGAUCACCCUAUGGCACGAUCGAGCUCGGGCGGAUUGCAAGGCUCGGAUUCAAAGCCCAGCAGCAGCAGCAGCAGCAGCAGCAGCCGUCGUCUUGAAUCAGGGUUCGGUUCUCUCGGCUCGAACAAGAUCCGACUUCUUGGACUGCACGUCGCUCGCCACGACGAGAGCCGAAAGAUUGGGAAUUGUGAAUCCCUGCGUCGUCCCUCGUCGAAUUCGCAGCGACCGUCUCGGAGUGAUUGGCAUGGCCUCUCGCGGACGAUUGGGAUUCGGUGGUGAGACGAGACGCACAAGGACGGGCGCCGGGCUCGAGUGCAUGUCGAGGAGUCGAGGAGCUGCACGACCCGACGCUGGGAAUCGGAUGGUGGCCUCGGUGCUGUCAGCAGCAGCAGCAGCAGCAUGCCUCCGGGGGUGUCAAUUGUACUCCCCGAUUGCUCGCAGCGAUGGCCGGGAGGCCAGGGGAUCGGGGCCCGAGAGUCGGGGAGGAGUUUCUCGUGCCGAUGAGCGAGCGAGCGAGCGAUGGUGUCAGCAGGGAACUGAUGCACACGGAGGCGAUGCGCAGGCGAGGUCGUGGAGGCCGAGAUGCUCGCAUCAGCCAUCCCUCGGCCGAGUGUCAUCGACUGCCGCACCUCGACAAUCUGCACCAGCGCACCGAAUCCGGCUCGCCAUCCUCGCGUCAUCUUACGAGCGCCAAAUGGUGCGCCGGCAGCUCAGCGCCACGCUUCUCGUCACUCGCACGUCGCCAGUCGGUCCGAUCGAGCCCAAUUCUGACCCCGCGCAACCGAAUUGCUCCACUUUCCACCCUCCUCCUGCACCCCCAACUCCCUCGGUACAAUUGGCACGGGCGAGGCCCGUGGGUCGGCAAUUGUACCAGAUUGCAGACGAUUCGGGCGACGGGCGAGUCGCGCAUGUGGCCGGCCAUCCAUCGGCGCCUUGCGCUGAGCGCGGACAUCCUCCAUCCUCCAUGCUCCAUGGGACGAAGGAAUGAACGAGCUUGCGCAGGAUUUAAUCCCAGAUUCUUGCUGAUAUAUACCCUUCUUUGAGUCACUGCACGGCAAUCGCUGCAGGCCGAUGAUCCUCGUGGCCUGCAGCCACGAAACUCGUGAACCCGAUGAUGUAAAACCUCGAGCAGCGUGAGCUGCUGACAGUGAUUUCGGAUUCACGAUUUCGUUCCAUCGAUUUCCUUCUAGCAUUGACUCAAAGAAAGGCAUCUAUUUGCAAUGAUUUGUGAAGUCUCUGGACGAGCGAGCGAGCUAGCGAGGUGGAAAGAAAGUCACACCCUCAUCGACCGACGGGUUUGUCGAGUGGAGGCUGCUGCAGCUCCUCCUUCCUCGCGAGAGUGGAGUUUUGUGGACAAUGUCCUGACCCCUCCUCAAUUUCGCAUCAGACGCCGUCAGUGGUGGAUUACCUUACAGCAUCAGGAUUGUGGAGCCAUGGGCGCAGCAAAUGCUGAGACUCAUGCGCUGCGAGAGCUCCAGCAGCAGCGACAAGUCGGUGGAAGUCUGUCUGUCUGCCGACCGGAGCUCUCGACUUCCGAGUACAGAGCUGUGUCGGCCUGUCUUCAGCCCCGAACGAGGAACUUCGUCUCGCAUUGAGAAUGAAUUAUUGCAACGCACCUUCGCUCAGAUUCAGCCAUCGCUUUCUAAUCCUUCAACAUUACGCGUCGAGGAUAAAGUGCCUCCAUAACUUACUUGCUUGCUUGCGCUGGUCGCCGAGUACUCACUGAGCUUCUCAUUCCUUAGCACAUGCAUCAUCAUCCUCCCAUACCCGAGCGUCUGAGUCAAGUCGAGUCCAGAAGCAGCGAGAUGCGAAUCGACACCGAACAUUGCGCUUAGAAAAUUGCCCAAGAGAUGGCGGCGGAGGUGGCGGCGGCGGCGGCGAGGCAAUGUCUGUUGCAGGCAGGGCAAGAUUCUCUCUAUCUGGAUCCAUAUUCGUCCAUGGAUCAUAAUGACAACAUGCGUGCGAGCCAGAUUUUGUCAUCGCGGACUUCCGACCACAUGCGAUCCGAGGCCACUGGGGCGAACACGAAUCACUGGCCGCAAUUUAGCGAGCCCUCGCUCACGGUCGAAUCGAUCACUUGCCAUCGCAACGCCACAUCUCCCCAUGAGUCGUUGACCCUGUGUCCAAUCCUGCACUCGGGCCUCGCCAUGGCCUCACCCUUUCUGUCACGUACAUGCGCGGGAAAUGUGAAACCAGCGUCGGGAAUUCUCCCAUCCCAAUCUCGUAUCAAUCUCAUCUCUUCUAAUCUUGCUUUACGUGCACGAGCAAUUCGAUGGACAAUGAAUGAAUGCCUUCGAUCACAGGCCCUGAGGGACGAGGGGGGUGAGGAAUUACUAACAAGAACUCGAACGAUUGCAGCAACUUCGAGCAUGGGGAUUGGAUUCCAACCCCCGAAACCGUAGCCACGUACAGAGACAGGCCCCGUGCAAGCGUGGACACAUACAAGUAUAAUCCUGCACCAUGAGAUGAGAUGAGACUCGUGGCCUGAAAAUUGCAGCGAUUCCAGGGCUCACAGUCUCGAGAGGGAUCGAGGAGCUGCUGUCGAGGCCUCGUUCGGGUGUCUGCCGAUCCGUCUGUUGCGACAGGUCGGAUCUGAUCUUUCGUCGCUCUCGCAUUGGCAAGGAUGCGUGGCAAUCAUUGUGCCAUGAGCGGAGCCGCUUUGAUUUGGCGAGCAUGAGAGCUCGAGCUCGAGCACGAGUGGGGCCCGAGGGCGGUUUUGUUGCCAGGUCCAUCACCAUCGCCCGUACCGCAUUAUCUGCAAAUUUCCCACCCGAACGGAAUCUUUCCCAUUUUCAUAGACACGUGCGUUGGCUUCAGCAUGAUCUGAUCGAGUCCACAAGGGCAGGAAC